GCAGAGAAGGCGGAAGGUGGGACGGCCGCUGCCCGAGCUCGGGCUCGGGCUCCGGCUCCCGGCGGCCCGCGGAGGCAGCGGCGGCGUCCUUGGUGCAAGGAGAUUGGCGUCCCGGCUGCCUCGGCUCGGAGCGUGCUGCCAGUCCUCUCCCGCUUCCUCGGAGAGGAGUCGGGUGGCCGGGAGGAGCCCUGCCCUCCUCUGUUUCGUCGGCCCAGCGGACGUAAGCGCACUGUCCUGCUUGUCAUGUUCUGCUCUUCGACUCAGGACACUUGAAGGAACUUCAGCAAUAUGAAUAAAUACUUCAGCAGAUGCUUAAUGAACACAUAUUAUGUGAAAGAUCUUGUGGGCAAUUGCUAAUCAAGUUACUAUGAGUCUGCUAAACUGUGAAAACAGCUGUGGAUCCAGCCAGCCAGAAAGUGAGUGUUGUGCUGCCAUGGCCAGCUCCUGUAGUGCCACAGCCAAAGAUAACAGUGUGAGUGGAACUGCCAGCACAGGGAACCUCUCCAGCUCCUUUAUGGAAGAGAUCCAGGGAUAUGAUGUGGAGUUUGACCCACCCCUGGAGAGCAAGUAUGAAUGUCCCAUCUGCUUGAUGGCAUUACGGGAAGCAGUGCAAACACCAUGUGGCCAUAGGUUCUGCAAAGCCUGCAUCAUCAAAUCAAUAAGGGAUGCAGGUCAUAAAUGCCCUGUUGAUAAUGAAAUACUGCUGGAAAAUCAACUUUUUCCUGACAAUUUUGCAAAACGAGAGAUUCUUUCUCUGACGGUGAAGUGUCCAAAUGAAGGCUGCUUGCACAAGAUGGAACUAAGGCAUCUAGAGGAACAUCAAGCACAUUGUGAGUUUGCUCUUAUGGAUUGUCCCCAAUGUCAACAUCCCUUCCAAAAAUGCCAUCUUAACAUUCACAUUCUCAAGGAGUGUCCAAGGAGACAGGUUUCUUGUGUGAACUGUGCUAUAUCAAUGGCAUUUGAAGAUAAAGAGAUCCACGACCAGAGCUGUCCUUUGGCAAAUGUCAUCUGUGAAUACUGUAAUACCAUACUCAUCCGAGAACAGAUGCCUAAUCAUUAUGAUCUAGACUGCCCUACAGCCCCAAUUCCAUGCACAUUCAGCACCUUUGGUUGCCAUGAAAAGAUGCAGAGGAAUCACUUGGCACGCCAUCUGCAGGAGAAUACCCAAUCUCACAUGAGAAUGUUGGCCCAGGCUCUUCAGAAUCUAAACCUGGCUUUGACUCCCGUACUACAACGUGAUAUGCUUCCAUAUGAUUCUGCCUCUCUGUCUCGGGUUCCCUCUGGAUGUUACCCAGAGGUCCAUAAUUUCCAAGAAACCAUUCAGCAGUUAGAGGGUCGCCUUGUAAGACAAGACCACCAAAUCCGGGAGCUCACUGCUAAAAUGGAAACUCAGAGCAUGUAUGUAGGUGAGCUCAAACGAACUAUUCGAACCCUUGAGGACAAAGUUGCUGAAAUAGAAGCCCAGCAAUGCAAUGGGAUUUACAUCUGGAAGAUUGGCAACUUUGGGAUGCACCUGAAAUCUCAAGAAGAAGAGAGACCUGUUGUCAUUCAUAGCCCUGGAUUCUACACUGGCAAACCUGGUUACAAACUGUGCAUGCGCCUGCACCUUCAGUUACCAACUGCUCAGCGCUGUGCAAACUAUAUAUCACUCUUUGUUCACACAAUGCAAGGAGAUUAUGAUAGCCACCUCCCUUGGCCCUUCCAAGGUACCAUACGCCUUACAAUUCUUGAUCAGUCUGAAGCACCUAUGAGGCAAAACCAUGAAGAGAUAAUGGAUGCCAAACCAGAGCUGCUUGCCUUCCAGCGACCCACAAUCCCACGGAACCCUAAAGGUUUCGGCUAUGUGACUUUUAUGCAUCUGGAAGCCCUAAGACAAAGAACCUUCAUUAAGGAUGAUACUUUACUAGUACGCUGUGAGGUCUCUACCCGCUUCGACAUGGGUAGCCAUCGGAGGGAGGGCUUUCAGCCACGAAGUACCGAUACAGGGGUAUAGAUUCCCCUCACUUGUCCAGAAAAACUGUAUGAAGAAAGCAGUGCCUUUCCUUGCCCUGUUCUCAAUAAUAAUGCACAAAUAACAACAACAAAAUAGUGGGAAAGAUGUAAUAUUCACCAGUGAAUGUUUUUAGAGUCGUUACUCACCACUUCUUCCUGUUACGAAUGUCAGAGACAGCUUUUUCUUUGGAAUCUACAUGCUCCGUGGUUUUCAGAAAGGUUACAUCAGAAGUGCCUUUGGAAUGUUACAGCUAUUUUGUCAAUUAGUAUACCUCUUUGUUGGACUUUCAUGGGCCUUUGGUUCAUCAUAUUGUAUUGUCACAAAGCUCAGAAUUGGAGUACUGAAGCUCAAACCUUCCUUCUCCCAGAGUAAGGAUUUUCCUUAAAACUUCAGUCUUAAUUUUAUAGUAUUGUGUAUAAUAUAUUAAACUUGAGAAUCACUACCACUUUGUGCUGGUGCCAGAGAGAAGAGUUAUUACUAGAGUCAAGUUCUCAUUUUAUUUGACUUCCUAUAAAUUUCAAAGACUUUGAACCAUAAUCCUUGGAAAGCUUAAGUUCUCAUUCACCACCACCACCACCCCCCCAUAGUGUUAUUAAGGAUAUUCAGGGACUAGUUUAAACCCUAAAUAUAACCUUACUUAUUAAUACGAACGUGUCAUCUAUUAAAUAAUACUUAUUGUUUCAUUCUGCCUGCCUACAUAUUUCCUUGAGACCAGUAGCAUCUUUUCCAGAGUCUGUAAUGCUAAUGGAUGCCAACUGCUCAGUGCUGUGCUAUGUGCCCUUUUUUGUCUGUUAAUUGCAGGGCAAACUGUUCAUAUGAUCUCUGUUACGAUAAGUAAAAGCACAUACUACACAAUUACCAAUAUAAAGGUUAAAAAUGACUCAACCAGUCAACCAAUGUGGCAUCUUGCUGAUGGUGACAGAAGCUGUGUGGACCAGAAAUUUUCAGCUCUUUGAACACCCUCUGGUUUAGUUCAAUUAAACAGAAGAAAAUUGAUUUCCUGAAACAGAACUUAAUACUUGGGAGAUCGUUGGGGUAUCUAAGAAGCCACCAAAUUGAGGUUGAAAAUCAUAAUGGUUAUAUCAUGACUUAGGUUGAAUAGAUAGCUUUGGUCCAACAACUUCUGAAGAGGUUCCUGUGGAAUGUAUUGAAGUGGCCAAGUGUUCCUAAUAGGGAGAGAUGAUUUUUGUGCCAUUGUGUAUUUAAGUGCCUGUAGAUAUCAAAUAUAGUGAGAUCUAGUUCUCAGGAAUCCCCGCAACUAUUACAAGCCUUGGUGAAGAAUUUAAGAGAACCACCCACCAUGCUGUUUACACAAGAUUGUUUAAAGUUGUCUGAUUAUGGGAAGACCAUAUUGCAUCAUCACAGAGUCCAAAUCAGAGCCCCCUGACCAGUAUUCAAGAUUAUCCUUAAUUUCAAGAAAGCAAGAGACCUUGGUUCUGGAAAGAAGUCUGGUUUUAAGUUCCAGGCAGACUCGGCAUAUGUCAUCUUGACCUUUCCCUUUACAUUUUCUCUUUACUCCUCUACCCCCUCGCACAUUUAGGCUCCUGCUCUGGCAGCUUUAAGUUAUAGAGUGAAAGUAAAGGUCAGGCAGAGAUGCUGUUCAGUUCCUGGCAGUUUGUGUCCCUCAGCUACUAUACUGUCUAAUAGCUCCUGAAAACCAUUGCAGCACCACCUUCUAGGUAGGGAAACCUGUACUGCUGUUCUUCCUGUGAUUGUUUUCCAAUGAAUUACUAUCAAAUAAUUGUCGGGUUCCACUUUAAAAGUAAAUGGUAGUUAUUUUUGUAUUUGCAUAUGAAAAGGAAAUAUAGUAAACUGGUAAUAGUGGUUAUCCUUUUAUUACAUGACAAACAUGUACUUUUAUCAGAGAAAAAAGUUAAAUGUUGCCACAAAACAUUCAAAUGCCCCACCACCACUACCCUCCAAAAAAAGGAAAUGCUAUUUAAAAGCUUCCUGGCCAAAUUUCUAUUAAAAGCAUGGCUGUGCAUUAGAUACUAAGAGGAGUCAUUUCCUGCCUUGAUGAUAUUCUGUUUUUUUCUUUUAACUUAGGAGUCUUUAAUUCAAACAAGAAGUUUUUUUGCGUAACUUUGUAACUUCUUUUAGCUUCGGGUUUCUCAUCUGUAAUAUAAGGAAUUGGACUAGACAAUUAAAAAUUCUGUUUUAAGACAUUAAGUUCUAUCUAGUAAAACAUUGACAAUACUUAUUAAAAGAUUUUGCCAAUGGAAAAUUGCUUUAGCUUAUUCUUUGCUGACACUAAUUCUUGGAAUUGGUGUGCAUCGACUGGGUCACAUCUUAAUUGAAAUGAGCAUUGUUUUUUAAUCCCCAACAUUUGGCAUCUUGUAAUAAACAAGCCAGUUCUUUUAUUCUGAUCAUUCGUUGUCUAUAUAGAGUUGAAUAAUGAUCAAGCUCUCCUUCUGAAUAGAAUACUUUACUAAGACUUCAGCUCAUAAUUAAAUGAACAUUUAAUAAAAGCAGUGACUUUUUAAGUCUCACUUGGUAAGCCAGCUUCUUUGUAUACUUUUCAAAACAGCCCCAUUCUGAAAUGGGCUAGUUUCACUGAGGUGACCCGCAAGUUCUAGGGCCAUGUAUUUAUGUUUGUUUGUCGCCUUCUAUUAUGUUAUUUUGGCAUCAUUCCGGGACAUUGCCUAAUUGAAACAUUUUACUUCCUCUUUUCCCAGAGUUGUCCAAUCUUAUGUUGGAUGAAACUUGCUGCAUGUCAUUUUGCUAUUUGAAAAACAGAAGUCAGGAUGUUGACUACCAAGCUUAUUACUAUCCUUUGGCAGUUUUACAAUGAUACAGUUUUAUUUGGGGAAUGAAUAGUAGAAAAAAGGUGAAAUAGAAGGAGAAGUGGGUUUUUCCCCCUUACUAAUUAUGGACUAAUAUAGAGAUGUUGUAUGAUUUUCUCUAGCAGUUAAUGUUUGUGGAAAACAUAAAAUUAUAUUCUCCAUUAUUGUUUUUUUAUACCUGUGAAGCUCUAGAUAAACUAAGCAUGCUUAUGAAUUAUGCAUGCAAUUAGAGCACAUUCUUUUUACAGAGAAGCAGUUGUUUGUUGUUCCUUUAUCCAGGGAAUCCUCAAAUCUCAGGUGGCCAGAAGACAUUUUUAAUAGAGAGGCUUUUCUAACUUAAGAUUUUUAAUACUUUUAUUCAGUUGCUGUUAACUCUUUUCUUGCUUUACCUUAAAUUCUGCUCAUUGUUUUGUAUAAAAUACCAUUAGGUCUUUUUUGUUAUGCCUAGUUCCAUACAACUAAGAACUAAGAUAGGGACAAUAGAUAGUCAUUUAUGGUUUUCCCUUGAAAUAUAUUUUUUUAAAUUCCCAGAUUCAUGUGAUAGAUGUAGUUAGUUUCACAGUUGCUAUGAUCGUGUCUAUAGAGUGGAGUUAGCACUUCCAACUACCCAGUAUCCGGAAGUUACAUGAAAUCAAAUUGGGUGGAUCUGCAGACUGUAAUGCUCAAAUUGGAUGGAUCUGCAGCCUUCACUUUUAGUCAAAGACAAACACUUGCAGGGAGAUGUGUAGUUGUUUUACUAAAUUUCAGCUAAUAAUGUUUUAAGUCCACCCCCCCUCCCCAGAAACUUCGGGUUAUUAUAAAAUUCUGAAAAAUAAUUCUAAAUGGGGAAGACAUUUUUGUGGAGUAGGAGUUGCAUUGCUUCCCUUUCUCUCACAAAGUGCUUUCACAGCUGGACAAGGGGAAAGGAGGGGUGUGUUCCUCUGCCUUCACACAUUGGCACCUCUGAAUGCAGGGCAGUUCCGCUCUUGGAAAGUCUCCGAGGCACAGUUGCAAUGCUGCCUAUGAGCCAUUCCCUCUGAAAGGCAGAAACUCUCAUAGCCCUCCCUUGCCUCUGCCCACUAACUGCAUUUACCCCCAACAUUCUUCCAAGCAGGUUGUGUGGUAAAGGAAAAGGUUCAGAAUUCUGCAGACCUACCCAAUGAGCCCUAGAUGCAGCCAGGACAUAGGAAUGCAUGGGUUGCUAAGGCUUCUUUGUGCACAGACUAGGACAGUGAGGAAUACAAUUCUAACUGUGAGCAUGAUGAGUUAGAUAGGGGAAAGAAGGGCGUGUAUGUAUUCCUGUAUUCCCAAAAGGAAAUGCAGUCACUGGUCUCAGAAGUGCAUAAAAACUCCAAGAGAAUGUAAGCUUUGUGAGGGCAGGGAUGCUGUCCUGUUCACUACCAAAUCCCCUGUAUAUAGCAAAGUACUGGCACACAGUAAGCACUCAAAUAUUUAAUAACGAACAUUUACUAGAGCAAUGGUUAAAGCUGACCAAUGUCCAGGAGGUUGUUGGACACGUUAAGUUUUAGGUGUAAGGCAUAGAUGUUAGUUACUUCAUUUGCUUUUUUCCUUCAGCACUUUAUUAUGAAGUUUAUCAAGGGUGCAGGGAAGUUGAGAGGAUUUUUCAGUGAACACCCACCACCCAGAGUCUACAAAUAAUAUUUUGUUACAUUUGCUUCCUCGCUUACUAGAUGUUACUUUUAAUGAGACUUGUUCAGAUUUUUGGUUUCUCUUGAAAAAUAUCACUGUGAAGGUGACUGAGCAGCUUUAGUCAAGUUGUCUUAAACUCUUUGGUGGAAACUUGUGACAUUUGUGCUGUAACUGGAAUUGUAAAGACUUUAAGCUAGUUUUAAACUUUUAUCUGUUAUGCUGAAUUUUAAUCUUAUUUAUUUUGCCUGAAAAGGGGGUAUUUUUUGUAGUAGAUUUAUUUUAAAGUCCUUGAUCAGUUGUGCAGAAUAUUCUAAUGUUAUUUUUACUCUUGAUAGAUUUUAUCCAAUUAAUUUCUCUUUGUGAGAAUGUAAUUUUGGACCUGUUUGGCUUAUACAAGUUCCAGGAUUAUGUUCCCAGAGGGUUGAUGCGGCUGUGUAAUUUAGCAUAUAAACCACUAAAUUAGGAGCUAAGAGACUUGGAUUUUACUCCUAACUGACCAUGGACAAAUUAGUUCUCUGUGUCUUUGUAUCUGUUUAUCUCCCAGUAAAGUGGGGCCUGGACUUUGAAAUUAUAUAUUAUUAAAUAAUUAUUAAAUAAUGGGUCUGUUAAGAAAGAUUUUAGGAAUCCAAAAAGGCUUCUUAUAAUUCUAUAAAUGUAUGGCAAGCUAUGGAAUGAAAUCCAACUUUCAAAAAAUUGAAGCACAUUCAAUUGUUGAAGUGUCUUAUCAGAAAGUCUGCUGAUGCUUUGGGCUUACUAGUGACACAGAAUUUGUAAGCAAUUUUCUUAACCCAUCUGGUCUCUGAAAACCCAUGCUUUCGGAGGAGUGAAUGCAAAGUCGGGGGCAGGGGCAGGGAUGCACUGAAUCAUAGACUAAAAAUCAGAGAUCAGUUUUAAGAGCAGGUUGUGUUGGACGGAGGGAUGGAAGGAAUCCUCCAGAUCCUGCAACACUCCACUCUCCCCCACCAUUGCCAAGCACAGUGGAAACAAACCCUGAUCCCAGGGGUCAUUUAGCCUCCCUUGGUCUCAAUCAGGUAAAUACAAUUGAAUCAUAGGGUUGGCUGAGGGAGGAGUGAAUAAGCAGUGCCUUUGUACUCCAUUUAGUAGAUAAAUGUGGGCUAUUCCUUCUAAAUCCAAGUUAUGAAUGUAGAUUCACAUUUAUUUCACCAAGACACUUGGAGUUUUUAUUUUAGAUCACAUCUUAGUAGUGAUUUUAAGGGUAUGACCAAAACAGUGUUCCUUGAAUGGCACCUGAUUGAAUAGUAAUUUAGAAGAAAACAAGUGCCAGACUGACAUGCCUAUGCUCUCCCCGCUGUUGUUGACACUCCUUUAUCAGCUUGUGUAUUGCGCUAAUACCUUUACAAAAAAAUAAUUAAAAUGAAAAAUCUAUAUUAAAAUACACAUAAUAUUAUAAAUGAUUUUUAAUAAAUUGCUCUGA
Messenger RNA from Choloepus didactylus (southern two-toed sloth), 7840 nucleotides. RefSeq names its product TNF receptor associated factor 6 (gene TRAF6). Bases 368 to 1993 code for a protein of 541 amino acids. The record is from RefSeq and is a predicted model, not a curated record. Gene Ontology annotation, biological process: protein K63-linked ubiquitination; positive regulation of JNK cascade; interleukin-1-mediated signaling pathway. Gene Ontology annotation, molecular function: zinc ion binding; ubiquitin protein ligase activity; tumor necrosis factor receptor binding. Gene Ontology annotation, cellular component: plasma membrane signaling receptor complex. NCBI's taxonomy places the organism in Eukaryota, Metazoa, Chordata, Mammalia, Pilosa, Megalonychidae. The transcript is spliced from 8 exons.